AUGAGAUUUGGGGUUCGGGACGUGGGCUCAGAGGGAUUAUCGGAGUCUACCUUGAUUGACAAUACGAUGACGGGGUGCAAACUCAGCGUGUGUGAGUACACGUGCAACAUUCGCUCGUACCUAAAGCAGUUGUGCAAAAUGGAGGCUAAGCAAGAGCCUGUGACGACCAAAAUCAAUAAACGUUAUGAGGUGGAGGAGAGAAAGGUGAGAGAAGCGCACAAGGGGGCAAUGGAGCGUAGGAAUGAGCUCUUCAAGCUUAUAGAGUCACACUCAACGGUGGAGUCUUAUGCACGGGUAAAACAAGUGCCGCGGCUAGACUGCAAAGUCUCCAGCUAG
Molecule: messenger RNA, 336 nt
Organism: Striga asiatica
Lineage: Eukaryota; Viridiplantae; Streptophyta; Magnoliopsida; Lamiales; Orobanchaceae
Source: the annotation of a GenBank genome assembly